UAUUUGAACUUCACCACAAUCCACCACUAUACUCAUUCAUUUUUCUCACAGCCUUUUUAAUACUUACACGAAAUUUCAUUCUCUAAUAUACUAUGAGGUGGGCAUAAUCCAUCUCUUCAAUCACAACUCCCCCAGCCUCGAACGUUUAUUUACUCCUAAAUAUUGACUAUUUGCGUUUGAUAGUUCCCCUUUGCGAAAUAACAUGUCGUCUGCCAACCGUGGUGUCGACAGCAGCCGAAUUCGUCGCAAGCGCUCCAGAGAACCAGAAGAUGAUGACCUUCCAGGCGGUGCUGCACCUUCUAGUCCACCUGGAGACUUCAGAUCUUCCCCACCAGCACCAAUUCGACACGGCGUCGAAGAUGAGGACGAUGACGAGAUAGAAGAUGAUGUUGAAAUAGCUCUCGAUAUUGAUGAUGCAGAUGAGAUGGCCGAAGAUGAGGAUGGAAUCGAUCUUUUCGCCGGAAACUACGAACGAGAUUACAAUUCCCGGGACGAUAGAAACUACGAAGGUGCGGAUAUUGAUGACGAGGGGGACUAUGAAGAGCUAGAUGCCGCCGCAAGAAGACAACUCGAAGCUAGAUUGAAUCGCCGAGACCGAGAACUUGCUAGACAGCGUCGCAUGCCAGCUGCUUUCUUGCAGGAUGAGGAUGAGGAUGGAGACCUAGAUUUAAUGAAUCAACCAAGACGCAGGCGUCAUCAUUAUGACGAAGAUGAAGAUGAAGAUAUGCAAGAGGAUAUUAUGGAAGAGGAAUUAUCCCUAGAGACUCUACAAGAUGUUAAGUCAUCGAGUUUGGUCGAGUGGAUUGCUACACCGUCUGUCCAAAGAACUAUCAGGAGAGAGUUCAAAGCUUUCCUUACCGAAUACACCGACGAUCAUGGAGUUUCUGUUUAUGGUAGCCGCAUUAAGACUCUCGGAGAGGUCAACGCAGAGUCGCUGGAAGUCUCUUACGACCAUUUGUCUGCCUCAAAAGCUAUUCUUGCCUAUUUCUUGGCCAACGCUCCAGGUGAAAUGCUUCAGUUGUUUGACGAAGUUGCUAUGGAGGUUACCCUUCUGCAUUAUAACGAUUACCAGCAAAUUCAUUCCGAAAUUCAUGUUCGUAUUACUGACUUACCUGUGCAUUAUACCCUACGCCAACUACGCCAAACACAUUUGAACUGCCUCGUUAGAGUCAGUGGUGUGGUUACUCGUCGAAGUGGUGUAUUUCCACAGCUAAAAUAUGUCAUGUUUGAUUGUUCCAAAUGUCAUACGAGACUCGGUCCUUUCCAACAGGAGUCUAAUGUUGAAGUUAAGAUUUCAUUCUGCGCGAAUUGUCAAUCUCGUGGUCCUUUCAACCUUAACUCUGAAAAGACUGUCUACCGCAAUUACCAGAAGUUGACUCUCCAAGAAUCACCGGGAACUGUGCCUGCCGGUCGUCUGCCCCGUCACCGUGAAGUUAUUCUUCUUUGGGAUCUAAUCGAUAAAGCUAAGCCUGGUGAAGAGAUUGAAGUGACAGGUGUUUACCGCAAUAACUACGAUGCUCAGUUAAAUAACCGAAAUGGUUUCCCUGUAUUUGCAACAAUCUUAGAGGCUAACAACGUUGUCAAAUCUCACGAUCAGCUUGCUGGUUUCAGACUCACGGAGGAAGAUGAACAUGAGAUUCGCGCUCUCUCGCGUGAUCCUCAAAUUGUCGACAAAAUUAUCAACUCGAUUGCACCAAGUAUUUACGGCCAUACUGAUAUCAAAACAGCUGUGGCUUUGUCACUUAUGGGUGGAGUCGCGAAAGUUGCUCGAGGAAAGCAUCAUAUUCGUGGUGAUAUCAAUGUACUCCUUCUAGGAGAUCCAGGAACAGCGAAAUCACAAGUUCUCAAGUAUGUCGAGAAGACUGCUCACAGAGCUGUGUUUGCCACAGGUCAAGGAGCUAGUGCUGUUGGUCUUACAGCAAGUGUACGCAAAGAUCCUCUUACUGGCGAGUGGACUUUGGAAGGUGGUGCUUUAGUCCUUGCAGACAGAGGCACAUGUCUUAUUGAUGAGUUCGAUAAAAUGAACGAUCAGGACAGAACAUCUAUUCAUGAAGCUAUGGAACAACAAACUAUCUCUAUUUCUAAAGCUGGUAUCGUCACAACACUUCAAGCUCGUUGUGGUAUCAUUGCUGCAGCAAAUCCAAUUGGUGGUCGCUAUAAUUCAACUAUCCCUUUCUCGCAAAAUGUCGAGCUCACUGAGCCAAUUUUGUCUCGUUUUGAUAUUCUUUGCGUUGUUCGUGAUACUGUGGAUCCGGCUGAAGAUGAACGACUCGCCAGAUUUGUUGUGGGGUCUCAUGGGCGUUCUCAUCCAGGAAGCCAGCCUACGGAUGAAAACCAAGCUUCUAUGGAAACAGAACAUGACGCUGAAAUGCGAGAUAGCGCUAUUAAUGGUGGCGAGCCCAAGCAAGAAGGUGAAAUCAAGCAAGAAUUACUUCGAAAGUAUAUUCUUUAUGCUAGAGAAAGAUGUAGUCCAAAGCUUUACAAUAUUGAUGAGGAGAAAGUGUCGAAACUUUUCGCAGAUAUGAGAAGAGAAUCAUUAGCAACCGGAGCAUAUCCUAUUACCGUAAGUAGAUACACUCCUCUUUCUCAAACCAGCUUUCUAACCCAUUCUCCAGGUUCGUCAUCUCGAAGCUAUCAUGCGUAUCAGUGAAGCGUUCUGUCGAAUGCGACUUUCCGAAUAUGUCUCCGCGCAAGAUGUUGAUCGAGCUAUUGCUGUCACGAUUGAUUCUUUCGUUGGUAGUCAGAAGGUCAGCUGCAAGAAAGCACUUGCUCGUGCUUUUGCAAAGUACACCCUUGCAAGACCUGGUGGUGGAAGGAGGAAUAGAAAUUCAGAGAGAGGCCAGAGGGCGGCCACUGCUGCUAUGGCUUGAUGCAGAUAUGAAUCAAUAUUAAGAAGGGGAGGGAUUCGGGAGCACUAUACUUUUACGGUUACGUAUUUGGCUAAAAAGGCCAGGUUGUUGUGCCUAGUCUGGCAGUGAUUCGAUGAUCAAUUUAGUUCGCAUGGAUGAGUUUGGCAAGGAGUUUCGGUAACUGUUUAGUUCAUGAUGUGCAGUCUGGUUAUGAUAUGAUGAACAUAAAUUUACAAUGUUUUACCACCAGCCCCUUCCUUA
This is a messenger RNA of Sclerotinia trifoliorum, 3110 nucleotides long. NCBI's taxonomy places the organism in Eukaryota, Fungi, Ascomycota, Leotiomycetes, Helotiales, Sclerotiniaceae. The record is from the annotation of a GenBank genome assembly.